GAGCGAGAGAGAAGGGAAGGCAGGCAGAGGCGGGGAGCCUGUCAUUCUGGGGCUGGGAAGGGGAGCCGGCUGGGAGUCUGGCCAAGGCGUCUCCAUGCGCGCCCCGCUGCCUUGCCUCCUGGAGUUGCUCUGCGCCUUCUCCGUCGCCUCAGUGGCUUGACUCGCAGGCUUUGACACAAGCCAGAUGGCUGCGAUUGGUAGGCGCACAGGCUGCCUGGCACUACAGUUGAUGAGACAGAAUAGGAAGACGUUUUAUGAUCAGCUGCGGGCGCACAAUAAGACUGCAGCUUUGCUAGGGUCACGUAGGGAUAAAAAGUUCUGUAAGGUGGCCUUUCCCCAGGAAGAACUGAGGAAGCGGUUGACGCCUUUGCAGUACCAUGUUACUCAGGAGAAAGGGACUGAAAGUGCUUUUGAAGGGGAAUACACAUAUCACAAAGAUUCUGGAAUAUACAAAUGUGUAGUUUGUGGAACUCCUUUGUUUAAAUCAGAAACAAAGUUUGACUCCAAUUCAGGUUGGCCUUCCUUCUAUGAUGUUAUUGCCUCUGACAAAAUUACAUUCACUGAUGACUACUCUUUUGGGAUGCACAGGGUUGAGACAAGCUGCAGUCAGUGUGGUGCUCACCUUGGACAUAUUUUUGAUGACGGGCCUCGUCCAACUGGCAAAAGAUAUUGUAUAAAUUCAGCUUCAUUGUCUUUUGAGCCUACAGACAAGAACCUUGCUGCUGAAGGAAGCAUUAGCUCUACUUCUGCCCAACCAGACAAGACAGAGCUGUAGUAGGAAAGGUUAUACUACAGACGGCUUGUGUCCCCACAUGACUUAUAAAGAAUGUUAUCCUAAAUUGCCUUCUAUCUUCAAAAAAACUUGUAAAGGUAUUCUGUACUAGCAAUGUUUUUCUGUACUAAAACAAGGCCUUGUGUGCCAAUGUAUUUUGUUACAUAAUUAUACCUGGAUAAUUGUUUAUGUCUGUGCUUUGGGUAAUCCCUUAGCAAGAAGGGCUUUGGUUACUUUCAUGUACUGCUUGACUACUGUAGGUUUGAAUAUAACUCUCCUUGGUUGCAGGGGAGAAGAUGACAAUUCAUUUCUGUCAAAGCAGAAUUAUAAUAUGCAAUAGAAUUCUGAUACCGUAGUAUUUAUGUGAUUUGGCGAUCUUGUUCUGAUUUACAAGACUUGGGUAGCCAAUGGUCUACCAGUAACUCUCCCAUAGUGGAGAUUUGUGGAUUGGUUGUUGUAUCCAACCUAUCCCAUGGCUCAGGUUUCUAUCAAAAUUCAAAGACUGCACUAACUGUUAACUACGUGGUCAUCUGCCUCCCCACAUUAAUCGAAAUGAAAACAAAGCCCUCACUUGGUCUUGGAGAUAGCAAAAAUUUGCCCUUUUCUACCUUUGUUUGGUGAAAAUAAGCAACUAU
Messenger RNA from Anolis carolinensis (green anole), 1407 nucleotides. It is a transcript of the gene msrb3, whose product is annotated as methionine sulfoxide reductase B3. Bases 185 to 775 code for a protein of 196 amino acids. Gene Ontology annotation, cellular component: cytoplasm. The transcript is spliced from 7 exons. Lineage: Eukaryota; Metazoa; Chordata; Lepidosauria; Squamata; Anolidae. The record is from RefSeq and is a predicted model, not a curated record. Gene Ontology annotation, biological process: protein repair; response to oxidative stress. Gene Ontology annotation, molecular function: peptide-methionine (R)-S-oxide reductase activity.